This is a messenger RNA of Arabidopsis arenosa, 985 nucleotides long. The record is from the annotation of a GenBank genome assembly. Lineage: Eukaryota; Viridiplantae; Streptophyta; Magnoliopsida; Brassicales; Brassicaceae.
CUUCUUCUUCUUCUUCUUCUUCCUCCAAACUCUCUCUCUUCUCUCAAACCUUUUAUCAAUGGCUGUUGAAGCAAGACACAUGAAUCUCUUCUCUUCUCAAUACAUUACCAACAGAGAAUGUGUUAAAUCUCAGACGAAUAUGAAUUACAACAACGGAGGACAAAUCGGAUUCGCCGGCGGUGAUUUUCCGGUGACAAUCGGUGAUCGGAACUUACAGUACAUAGAUCCGAUUAACAGCUUCAACAAAUCAGAAAGCAAUCUCACAGCGAUUUCAAAACGUCAAAGAGAUACAACGUUUGAUUCAAACGCAUCUCAAAAACGCAGACAAAUAGCGUUUUCUCCGUCGUUAAUCGACGCAGAGUUAGUUUCUCAGAUCCAACAGCAAAACUCAGAAAUCGAUAGAUUCGUUGCACAACAAACGGAAACGCUAAGAAUCGAAUUAGAAGCGAGACAAAGAACGCAAACGCGGAUGUUAGCAACAGCGGUACAAAACGCGAUUUUGAAAAAGCUAAAAGAGAAAGACGAAGAGAUAAUAAGAAUGGGGAAAUUAAACUGGGUUUUACAAGAACGUGUGAAGAAUCUCUACGUUGAGAAUCAGAUCUGGCGUGAUUUAGCUCAUACUAAUGAAGCUACUGCGAAUAAUCUUAGAUCAAAUCUUGAACAAGUUUUAGCUCAAGUUGAUGAUUUUGAUGCGUUUCGUCGUCCUUUGGUUGAAGAAGAAGAUGCAGAAUCUAGCUGUGGAAGUUGUGACGGAGGUGAUUUAACGGCGGCGGUUAACGGUGGGUGUAGACGGUGCGGUGAUUUAACGGCGAGUGUGUUGGUGUUACCUUGUCGUCAUUUGUGUUUGUGUACGGUUUGUGGAUCGUCGGCUUUGUUAAAGAAGUGUCCUGUAUGUGAUAUGGUCAUGACUGCUAGUGUACAUGUUAACAUGUCAUCAUGACCAUUUUUUUUUUUUUAAUUUAAGGAUUAAAGCGUAAAAAUAGGU